Messenger RNA from Tupaia belangeri chinensis (Chinese tree shrew), 1959 nucleotides. It is a transcript of the gene PIGW, whose product is annotated as phosphatidylinositol glycan anchor biosynthesis class W. NCBI's taxonomy places the organism in Eukaryota, Metazoa, Chordata, Mammalia, Scandentia, Tupaiidae. The transcript has 2 exons. The coding region runs from base 316 to 1818 and encodes 500 amino acids. The record is from RefSeq and is a predicted model, not a curated record. Gene Ontology annotation, cellular component: endoplasmic reticulum; membrane. Gene Ontology annotation, biological process: protein localization to plasma membrane; GPI anchor biosynthetic process. Gene Ontology annotation, molecular function: glucosaminyl-phosphatidylinositol O-acyltransferase activity.
CAAGACAGUGGGGCAGGCGUGGGGAGACCGCGGAGCGCAGGGACCUGGUGCCGCUCCGCGCCCGGGCGCGCGGAAUCUGCCGGCCCGGAAGCGCAGGCUGCCCGGCGGCGCCCGGAAGCGCUGCUCGGAGGCGGAAGCGGCUGGUUCCCGCAGGGUCCCGCGGUGCGGUGGGAGGUCCGCGGUUUGGCCCACCUCGCCGCUGCCCUCUGCAGGGGCUCUGGCUUGGCCCUCUCCACCCGUGAUCCUCUGCCCGGGGCGCCACACCGCCUGGGGCACGUGAGCUUAAAGGGCAGGGCGCGCAGAGGAAGAAAGAAAAUGUCUCAAAAACAGAUGAAGGAGGCUUUUGUCAGUAACCUCAAUGGAACCAGCGUGCUGGAAGUCACCGAGGGCUUGUGCUUUCCUGCGUUCUGUGUCUUGUGCAGAGGCCUCCUUAUUAUCUUCUCAGAGUGCUUAUGUUCUUCACAUACCUGGAGAACUCGGUUUUUCAUUGACUUUGUUAUUCUGGUAGUUCCCCUGGUGGUCACUUUGACCAUUUGGUCUACAUUUGUCCUCCUCGAGUAUCUCAUUGUAACUAUCUUUGGGGCAGGGCUGUUGUAUCAAAUAUACCAAAGGAGGACUUGUCAUGUCAAAGUGCCUGUCCAGAAAAUCUUUGAAAAAUUCUUAAAAGUCAAUCUGGAGUCAGAACAUGUUCCUGCCAUCUCCUGCUUCCGUGUAAGUAACAGUAUAUUUACUGCUAUUGCCAUUUUGGCCGUGGACUUCCCACUGUUUCCCAGAAGAUUUGCCAAAGCUGAGCUCUAUGGAACAGGAGCAAUGGAUUUUGGAGUAGGUGGCUUUGUUUUUGGGACUGCAAUGGUUUGUCCAGAGAUCAGGAGGAGAAAAUACAUGGAAGGAUCCAGAUUUAAUUAUUUUGCAAAAUCACUGUAUUCUGUUUGGCCAUUAGUCUUCCUAGGAGUAGGCCGAUUAAUCAUUAUAAAAUCAAUAGGCUAUCAGGAACAUUUAACUGAGUAUGGAGUUCAUUGGAACUUUUUUUUCACCCUAAUAGUUGUGAAAUUGAUAACAUCACUGCUCUUGGUUAUUUUUCCCGUAAAUAAAUCCUGGAUUGUGGCCAUCAGCAUUAUUGUAUUAUACCAGCUAGCCCUUGACUUUACCCCACUGAAGAGGUUAAUUUUGUAUGGCACCGAUGGCAGUGGCACAAGGGUUGGCUUACUAAAUGCUAACCGAGAAGGAAUAAUCUCUGUAUUCGGGUAUGUGGCAAUAUACAUGGCUGGUGUACAGACAGGGUCUUGUGUGCUUAAACGCAAAUCACCUGUCAAAGACUGGAUGAAAGUAGCAUGUUGUCUUCUGUUGGCAGCCGCCAGCCUCUUCACAUCUCUUUACGUAGUUCAAAUAAAUGUAGAAGCAGUAUCUCGAAGAAUGGCUAACUUGGCCUUUUGUAUUUGGAUAGUUGCUUCUAGUCUAAUUCUUCUUAGUAGUUUAUUACUGGGUGAUAUAAUUUUGAGUUUUGCCAAAUUUCUAAUUAAAGGGGCUCUGGUGCCAUGUUCUUGGAAACUUACCCAGUCACUAGCUACAAAUAAAAAGUAUUCAGAAUCUCUAGGAGCUGAAAGAAAGGAACGCAGUCUUUGUUUAAUCACAGCUAUGAAUGAAAGCCAGUUAUUUUUUUUCUUGCUGUCAAAUGUCACAACUGGCCUGAUCAAUCUGAUGGUAGAUACAUUACACAGCAGUACUUUGUGGGCCUUAUUUGUGCUUCAUCUCUAUAUGUUUACUAACUGCUUAAUUACAUAUGUACUAUAUUUGCAAGAUAAGACUAUAAAAUUCUGAUGAUCAAUAGCAGUAGGAUGUAUCUGUAUUUUGGAAAUAUUUUAAUGGAGAAUUUACAAAAUGUGCAUUUGGCAACCCAAUGUAAACCAUAUUUAAUAUAAAAUCAGUGUCAAUCCUUCUAAAACAGUACUGAUACUUAAU